CAAAUUAGUUGACUUUAACGCGAGAUCAUGACGAGUCGGGUGCUGUGGCUCUGCCUGUUUUGGGCUGUAGUUGCUCCAAUUUUGGCCAAGCCAUCGGAUGUGGACGACCCCUUUGCCGAGGACUUGACCUCGGAGUACGCCAAGCAAAUCAUCCGCCAGGCGAAAUUGGCCGAAAUCAAGACCAUGACGAAGCCGGAGAUAGCGCCCUGCGAUGAUUUCUAUACGCAUGCCUGCGGAAACUGGCAUCGCCACAAUCCCGCCCAGCUAUUUAGUGACCUCAUGACCGACAAGUUCCAACUAAUAUCGAAAGGAUUUGAUCGGCGUCUCCAGCGUUUGCUGCGUUCCAACGAGCUGAAAUCCGAGCUGGAGAAGAAGAUGCAGCGUUUCUAUCUAUCCUGUACCCUGGCGCAUCGCGACGAUGUCCACUACAAGCUGGCCCUGGAGAACGUUAUCCGGGAGUACGGAGAACUGCCCGCUUUGGCUGGCACCCAAUGGAACUCCUCCGAUUUCAGCUGGUGGCGAACGGUGGCCCAGAUUCAGCACAAGUACGGCAAGCAAAUCAUCCUGGGCCUGGAAAUAAUGCAGGAUAUACGUAACAAGUCGAUAAAUCGCGUGUAUCUCAGUCCGGCAGACGCAAAACAGACAGGAAGUCGUAUAUUAAAUCUCCUACUAGAGUCUAGUACCUCCGCGGAUCUGCAACAAUUCUUCGGUCUUAGUCCGUCCGCGGCGAGGCACACAGCGCAGCAGCUUCUCGAAUUGCAGAAAAGCCUUUCAGCCGGAUCUUCCAGCCCAGGCUCUCUGGAAGAUGGCCUCUCACUCUACACGCUGGCCGAUCUUCAAGAGAAGUACAGCGACCAACUGAACUUCACCGAAUUCCUGAGCCUGAUCCUUGGUGGGGAGAACGUUCCGGAGGCCCUGUACAUCAAUGAUGAGGAGUUCCUGGACAAUGCGCUUCUCACAAUGCGCAGCACACCGCUGGCUAUGCAGGCCAACUUCGUACUGUGGACCCUGUUGGAGGACUACCUGGUGCCCAACGGCCCCAGCGACAUGACCAAGUAUUGCACCGAGAGCACCAAGAAGUACUUUGGCCAGCUGGCCCAGCACGUUGUGUACGAGCGAUACCGCAGCGUGGAGGCGGAAGCGGAGGUUUUCAAUAUCUGGCAGCAGAUCAGGGGCAUCUUCAGGCAGCAACUGAUGGGCGACAAAUUCGACUGGAUUUCCAAUGCGACCAGGCAGCUGGCCAUCGAGAAGUUGGACCGCAUGCAGCUGAACAUAAACUCCUACGACUCGGAGAACUUCGAGGAGCUCUUCGGUGGGGUCACCAUCGAUCGGGUCAAUUACGUGCCGAAUAUCCAGCAGCUGCUCAUUGCGAAGGGCAGGCGAUAUCUGGAGAGGAUUAGAGAGCUUCCCGCCGCCUUGGAGGACACAGAGCUGCUCGGCUUUACACCCGCCUAUAAUGUGAUGGAAAACAACAUAUCGAUUCCGGUGGCUCUGCUGCAGCCACGCUACUUCUGGGCUGACCAGUAUCCGGAGGCGCUGAAAUACGCCACAUUGGGCUACCUGCUCGCCCACGAGAUGCUCCACGGCUUCGACGACGAUGGCCGGAAAUACGAUGCGGCCGGCAACCUGGCCCCGUGGUGGGACUCCAAGUCGCGUUAUGAGUUCGAUGAGCGACGCAAGUGCUUCCAGGCCCAGUACCACCAGUACGAGUACGGCGGAUUGCAUCUGCCGGAGAGCGAGGGGCAGUCGGAAAACAUUGCGGACAAUGGAGGCGUAAAGCUGGCCUACGCCGCCUAUGAGCGCUGGCUGGGGCAACAGACGGAGGAAGUGCGUCAACGAGAGACCAUGGCGGGUCUGUCCUAUGACAGUCGCCAGCUCUUCUUCGUGGGAUACGCCCAGUUGUGGUGCGACGAUGUCCAGUCGCUCUUCAAGUCCACAGUUGCCCAGGGCGACAAUCAUGCACCGAGCAAGUACCGGGUGGUUGGCACACUGUCCAACUUCCAGGAGUUCUCCUGGGUCUUCAACUGUUCACAAUCGGCGCCCAUGGAUCCGGAGUACAAGUGCGCAAUCUACUGAAGAACCCUCGAGUUCUAACUACUGAACUUUGUUUUCAAUCAGUUUAAUCUUUUCAACUCGACUAUCUUUAAAUGUAAUUAAUGUUGUUAAGUUGAACAUUACUGAGACUGUUGUACAUUCAUCUUCAGGGAAAUGCUAUCAAUAAACCAAUAAACUAAUAUCAAA
Molecule: messenger RNA, 2241 nt
Organism: Drosophila elegans
Lineage: Eukaryota; Metazoa; Arthropoda; Insecta; Diptera; Drosophilidae
Product: neprilysin-1
Exons: 1
Coding region: 28-2076 (682 amino acids)
Biological process (GO): protein processing
Cellular component (GO): plasma membrane
Molecular function (GO): metalloendopeptidase activity
Source: RefSeq, a predicted model, not a curated record